AUGGGCACGGGCGGCCCCCGGCGGGGCGAGGGCCCCCCCGACGGCGGCUGGGGCUGGGCGGUGCUGGGCGCCUGCUUCGUGGUCACCGGCUUCGCCUACGGCUUCCCCAAGGCCGUGAGCGUCUUCUUCCGCGCGCUCAUGCGCGACUUCGGCGCGGGCUACAGCGAGGCGGCCUGGGUGUCCUCCAUCAUGCUCGCCAUGCUCUACGGCACCGGCCCGGUGUCCAGCGUCCUCGUGGCCCGUUUCGGCUGCCGCCCGGUGAUGCUGGUGGGCGGGCUGCUGGCCUCGGCGGGCAUGGUCCUGGCUUCCUUCGCCCGGCGCCUCCUGGAGCUCUACCUGUCGGCGGGGGUGCUCACAGGCCUGGGCCUGGCCCUCAACUUCCAGCCGUCGCUCAUCAUGCUGGGGCGGUACUUCGACCGGCGGCGGCCGCUGGCCAACGGGCUGGCGGCGGCGGGCAGCCCCGUGUUCCUGGCGGCGCUGUCGCCGCUGGGCCAGCAGCUGCUGGAGCGCUUCGGCUGGCGCGGCGGCUUCCUGCUGCUGGGCGGCCUCCUGCUGCACUGCUGCGCGUGCGGCGCCCUCAUGCGGCCGCCGGGGCCCGGCCCUCGGCGCGGGGGCAGCGCCCGGGAGGCGCGGGCGGAGGCGGCCCGCCAGGGGCUGAGCCCGAGCGCGGAGCCCGCCGGCCCGGCCCGCCGCCGCCUGCUGGACGUGGCCGUGUGCGCCGACCGCGCCUUCGCCGUGUACGCCGUCACCAAGUUCCUGAUGGCGCUGGGGCUCUUCGUGCCCGCCAUCCUGCUGGUGAACUACGCCAAGGACGCGGGCGUGCCCGACGCGGACGCCGCCUUCCUGCUCUCCAUCGUGGGCUUCGUGGACAUCGUGGCGCGGCCGGCGUGCGGGGCCCUGGCCGGCCUGGCGCGCCUGCGGCCGCACGUGGCCGACCUCUUCAGCCUGGCCCUGCUGGCCAACGGGCUCACCGACCUGAGCAGCGCGCGCGCGCGCUCCUACGGCGCCCUGGUCGCCUUCUGCGUGGCGUUCGGCCUCUCCUACGGCAUGGUGGGGGCGCUGCAGUUCGAGGUGCUCAUGGCGGCCGUGGGCGCGCCCCGCUUCCCCAGCGCGCUGGGCCUGGUGCUGCUCAUCGAGGCCGUGGCUGUGCUCAUCGGACCGCCUUCUGCGGGCCACCUGGUGGACGCGCUGAAGAGCUACGAGGUCAUCUUCUACCUGGCGGGCUCCGAGGUGGUCCUGGCCGGGCUCUUCAUGGCUGUGGCCACCAACUGCUGCCUGCGCCGCGCUCAGGACGCCCCGCCCCGCCCCGGCACCGAGGGCGGGGCCAGCGACUGGGAGGACGCUGAGGCUGAAGGGGACUCCGAGCCGCUGCCCACCCCGGAGCCCAGUGUCCCUGAGGCUCUGGAGUUGCUCAGCCCUGGGGCUGGGCCCUCAGCACCCGAGGUGGAGGCAGAGCCAGGGCUGGACCGGGAGUCUGUGUAGCGCAGAGGCGUGGGGUGGAGAGCUAGUGACUGCAGACACAGGGCUUCCCUGGCUGAGGGAGGCUGCUCAGGGUGGUCACCCCUGGGUGCCAGGUGCGAGCUUCCUCCCUGUCUGCCCCGCGAGCCAUGGCCGGCCCUGCCCCCGCUCAGUGAAGCUGCUGAGCCCAAAAUGGGCCUGAGCGCUGUGAAACUCAAGUUCAUAAAGCUCAGCCCAAAGACAGUUCUGUUCCUGCGCCUCCGCUGUGGCUGUGGCUCUGGCUUCCACCUGGGGAGGGGCGGGUAGGAUGGGGCAGAGAUGGGGGAAGGGUGGGGAAGGUGAUCCCAGACUGAGGGCUGGGGUGGGCCUGGCCCUGGGCUCCCACCAGCCCCAGCCCUGCCCACUGGCAGCACCUGCCACUGGAGGGUGGGGGCUGCUUGUGGAGGGGGACCCAGAACCUCUGAGAAAGAGCAGCGUCGAGGACGGGGUGAGUCCUGGCCCUGAGCCUCCGCUCGGCACUGAGGCUGGCAGCGACCCAUCCUGUGGUCGCCUGGGGCGUGGGGCCAGCACUGCCCUGCUGCCUCCUGCCAGGCGUCCUCCCCUCCCCUUUGAGAGGGCCCCUCUCUCUAGGAUGCAAACUCGGGUGUCCUGGGGCCUUUGCCUCGGACACAGGUCCCUGUGGGCACCAAAGGGCUCUGAGGGCUGCCCCUGGCGCCUGCUUCCCGCAUGGGGCGUCCCGGGAGGUCUCCUGCACCUGCGGUUUCCCCACCCCCACCCCCAAGAACAAUGGUUCCCUCUCAUUUUAACAAACACAGACAGCGACUUGCCAGGCACUGUCCCAAACCCUUAACUGGACUCAUCUAGUCCUCUGAACAGCCCGACAAGGCAGGUGCCAUCAUUAGCCGUAUCAGAGAGGGAAACCAAGGCACAGGGGAGUGAGGGAGACCCCAGCGUCACAGAGGCCGACUGACCCCCGACUGCCAGUUCGUUUGUGCUCUUGGCCUCGCUGGCUGCCCCUUCAAAGGUGGUGCCGUCUGACAGCUCUAGGGACCCACGUGGACCUGGUGACAGCCCGUCCCUCCCUCCUGCUCCCAACCCUGCUGGCCACCCCCUGCAGGUCUCCACCGCGUGGGUCCCUGUCCUGCAGGGGCACUCUGAAAGGGAACAGGGCCGCUAUCAGUAACCAUACUGGCACCGCAGGGGCACUGGCUGUCCAGGUGAGGCAGGACACAUGGCCACCCCGUUUCUACCGCCCGCCCCCCCCCCCCCCAACAAAGACACAGGGUGCUCUGCGCAUCUCCUCUGGGCUCCUCCCAGGGCCUGCAGAAGGGAGCACCUGGUGUGGCCGGGGCACCCUGAACGUGCUCCUGUUUGAGGCCUCAGGGCCUCCUGACCUAGCGUCUGCCCUGCCCAUCCCCAAACAAAGGCUGAGUUCGAGGCAGAGCCCUGAAGGAUCAAGGUGAGGGGGCGGGAUGGGCGCCGCACACCAGCGAGCCUAGGAGGCAGGGGAACCGUCUUUUGGACAGGACAGAUCUGCAUCGAUCCCAGUCUCUGUCCAGUGUGGCCUCAGCAGGAGUCCCCUCUGUGAACGGGGACCGCGGUGCUGCCGGCAGUACUGCUGU
This is a messenger RNA of Myotis daubentonii (Daubenton's bat), 3080 nucleotides long. RefSeq names its product solute carrier family 16 member 8 (gene SLC16A8). Lineage: Eukaryota; Metazoa; Chordata; Mammalia; Chiroptera; Vespertilionidae. Gene Ontology annotation, cellular component: basolateral plasma membrane. The record is from RefSeq and is a predicted model, not a curated record. Gene Ontology annotation, molecular function: monocarboxylic acid transmembrane transporter activity. Gene Ontology annotation, biological process: transmembrane transport; monocarboxylic acid transport.